AUGCAGUCUGAGAAGUCAAAGAAUGCUGGAAAUCCUUCACCCACGACUCCUCUAGUUGAGUUUUUGGAGACUUCAUAUGUUGAAUGCUCGGAAAUAAUUUUACUGGAGGAAAACAUGAAUUUCAAUGAACGAGCAGCAUCCUCAGCUAAUGUUAAACUAGGAGGAGGCUAUCUUCUAGUUGCAAUAGAUAUAGCAGCUAGAGGUGUUGACCUGCCAGAUGCGACUCAUAUAUACAACUUUGAUCUUUCAAAAGAUGCAGUGAACUAUCUUCAUCUAGCUGGAAGAACAGGUAGGAAGCCUUUCUCAGAUAGUAAAUGUUUUGUUACCAGCAUUAUAACAUCAGAAGAACGUUUUGUAUUGCAGAGAUUUGAAAAUGAAUUGACGUUUCAUUGCAAAGAGUUAUUGUUGUAA
Messenger RNA from Fraxinus pennsylvanica, 411 nucleotides. Lineage: Eukaryota; Viridiplantae; Streptophyta; Magnoliopsida; Lamiales; Oleaceae. The record is from the annotation of a GenBank genome assembly.